This is a messenger RNA of Gracilinanus agilis (Agile Gracile Mouse Opossum), 1956 nucleotides long. Its product is annotated as zinc finger protein 827-like. The coding region runs from base 1 to 1956 and encodes 651 amino acids. The transcript has 4 exons. The record is from RefSeq and is a predicted model, not a curated record. Lineage: Eukaryota; Metazoa; Chordata; Mammalia; Didelphimorphia; Didelphidae.
AUGUCUUGCUCAUUGGAAGUAAACUUGGUAUUCUUCAUUCCUCCAGAUGGUAGUAGACAGGAAGAUGCCGAAGGCGAACUUAGUGAAGAAGAACAUUGGUUUGGAAACUCUUCAGAGACCCCAUCAGAAGCAUCCUAUGGAGAAGUCCAGGAGAACUAUAAGUUGUCUCUUGAGGACAGAAUCCAAGAGCAAUCUACUUCCCCAGACACUUCCUUGGGAAGUGCAACCCCCAGUAGCAAUACCUUGGAGCUGAUAGCUCUGGAAAGUGAGGCCCUCCGAGACCCAUUACAGUGUCAAGAUCACCUUUCUCCUGGCGUGUCUUCUUUGUGUGAUGAUGACCCCCCUGGUUCAAACAAGCCACUGAGCAGCAAUCUGAGGAGGUUGUUGGAGGCUGGUUCUCUCAAGCUUGAUGCCACAGUCACCGCCAAUGGCCGGGUGGAAUCUCCAGUCAACCUUGGCUCAAAUCUCUCCUUUUCUCCACCAUCUCAUCAUGCCCAGCAGCUAAGUGUUCUCGCCAGGAAGCUGGCUGAGAAGCAAGAGCAGAAUGACCAAUACAUUGCUGGUAACCGCUUUAUAUGGAAUCAAGGCAAAUGGCUGCCAAACUCAACCACCACCUGUGGCUUGUCCCCUGAUUCAGCCAUCCUCAAGUUGAAAGCAGCAGCCAAUGCCGUUCUCCAGGACAAAUCUCUCACACGGACUGAGGAGACGAUGCGCUUUGAAUCCUUUCCCUCACCGUUCAGCUCCCAGUCCGCCAGUUCUACUUUGGCAGCUUUAUCCAAGAAAGUGAGUGAGAGAAGUUUGACCCCUGGGCAGGAGCACCCUCCUCCUGCCAGCUCUUUUCUCUCUCUGGCUUCUAUGACUUCCUCAGCAGCUCUUCUGAAAGAGGUCGCUGCAAGAGCUGCUGGGAGUCUUCUGGCCGAGAAGUCUUCACUGGUGCCUGAAGAUCCUUCGCCACCUCAGCCUUUGGAGAAAAAACAAGAAAAAGGAACCCCACCCCAGUCCUUGGAGUUAUUGUUGCUCCCUGUACCCAAAGGAAGGGUUUCCAAACCCACCAAUCCAGCCCCAGAAGAAGAAGGAGGAAAACCUUUCCAGUGUCCAAUAUGUGGUUUGGUCAUAAAGCGGAAGAGUUACUGGAAACGGCACAUGGUGAUUCACACCGGGUUAAAAAGUCACCAGUGCCCUCUCUGUCCAUUCCGGUGUGCCCGCAAGGACAAUCUCAAAUCUCAUAUGAAGGUUCAUCAACACCAGGACCGAGGCGAGACCUUCCAGUGCCAGCUCUGUCCUUUUACCUCCUCCCGUCACUUUAGCCUGAAGCUCCACAUGAGAUGCCAUCAGCACUUCCUGAGGACAGAAGCCAAGGUGAAGGAGGAGAUCCCAGAAACAGACGUCAAGGGGUCCCCACAGCUCAGUGAGAGUGCUUGUCUGGGACAGCAAAGAGAAGGAGUGGGGACCGAGUUAGUGGGGACUCCAGUCAUGUCUAGAACUCCAGAAAGGACUAGCCAGAGCAGUGCUGGGAUUCCACCUUUGUUGGUCAAGGAAGAACCCAAGGAAGAUAAUGGCUUGUCCCCUUCUUUUACCCUGAAUGUUGCGGAUAGACCCAUGAACAACACAAAAUUGAAAGACACCUCAGACUACGUAGCCAACACUGCAUCAGCGUUGUUCAGCCAAGACAUCUCUGUGAAGAUGGCGUCGGACUUUCUCAUGAAGCUGUCAGCGGCAAAUCAGAAGGAGCCCAUGACUCUUACAUUUAAAGUGAAGGAGGAGCCGAAGGAUGAGGAAGCUAUAAACUCGACCCUGCCUCAGUCCAGCUACAUAUUCAGGCCAGGAUCCGAAGGGUCAGCCCCCAGCCUCCCUGACGAUACGAUGAAGCCACAGGAAGGGCAGAUGAACACGCUAAGGAGGGAUAUGUCUGUCAAAGCAGCAUCCGAGCUUCUUAUGAAGCUAUCAGGUAUUUGA